AUGAGUUCAGACGAGAUUUCAGAUGCGAACACUGAAGUCGACAUCGAUGUCAACGAGACGACAGCUUUGCUGGCAGGUCCCGGAAAGCUGCUAGCCUCGUUGAACAACGAAGCUGACGAAAAUGCGUUUACCGGAAGCUCAUCGCCGGGGAUCUCAUCGCCGGAUGAAGGUGAUAAAGCCUUGCCAAAAGGCCAGAUAUUCUUCCUCUGUCUUGCCCGAGUAGUUGAACCGAUCGCAUUCUUCUGCAUUUUCCCUUUCAUCAACAAGAUGAUUUGGGAUACGGGCGAGGUAGCUAAGACUGAUGUGGGCUUCUACAGUGGUUUGAUAGAAUCUCUAUUCUCUUUGACUCAAAUGUUCGUGAUGAUACCUUGGGGCUGGGCUGCCGACCGUCUGGGUAGACGACCUGUACUGGUCUUCUCCUUGGGAGGAAUUACAAUCGGGACAGCUCUGUUUGGGCUUAGUCAAUCUAUAUGGCAGAUGAUACUGCUAAGGUGCUUCUCCGGACUGUUCGCUGGCACUAUAGUAACUAUCCGUACUAUGCUUUCGGAGAACUCGACUCCCAAAACCCAGGCCCAGGCUUUCAGCUAUUUUGCCUUCGCCAGCAACAUGGGUAUAUUCAUUGGACCUGUAGUGGGAGGGGUCUUUGCCGAUCCAGCAAAGCAAUAUCCAAAGCUUGUGGGCAAGGUUAAAUUCUUUGAAGACUUCCCCUAUGCGCCGCCAACCUUUGUUACUGGUGCCAUAGCGUUUGUUGUCACUAUUGUCUCUGCCAUUUUCAUUAAAGAGACUCUCAUCAAGACCGGCGAAUCGUCGUCGACACGUUCAUCCACCAAGCGCAUGUCAACUCUGGAACUCCUCAGGGCACCAAAUGUUGGCAUGACGCUCUAUCUGUACGGCCACAUUAUGAUCCUCGCGUUCUCAUUCACGGCCAUCAUGCCCGUCUUCUACUUCACACCGGUGGAACUCGGCGGCUUCGGCUUCUCCCCAGCUCUCAUCUCCCUGUACAUGGCUGUUGGUGGCCUCUCGCAAUCACUGUGGCUGCUCGUGGCCUUUCCAUGGAUCCAACAUCGCAUCGGCACCGCCGGCGUGAUGAAACUCUGCGCAAUCGCUUACCCGGUGUUCUUCCUCUGCUUACCACUCUGCAACAUCUUCCUCCGCCUAGGCUGGACGAAACUAUUCUGGACGCUCGGUCCCGUCCUGCUCGCGGUAGGUAGUGGUGUCAGCAUGUGCUUCACGGCCAUCCAGCUACUCGUCAACGACGUGUCUCCGAGCCCUGCGGUGCUUGGAACCCUGAACGCUGUCAAUCUGACGCUGGUGAGCGGCUUGCGCGCCUUCUCGCCUGCUCUGUUCUCCAGUUUGUUCGCAAUGAGCGUCAAGUCGGGUGUCCUCUACGGUCAUCUGAUCUGGGUGUUGAUGGUGGCGAUUGCCAUCGGCUUCACUGUUGUCAGUCAAUGGACGCCCGUGGUCAACAGGGAGGAAAAUGCGCCCCGGCAUGAGGAUGAGGAAUGA
This is a messenger RNA of Exophiala bonariae, 1506 nucleotides long. RefSeq lists its product as uncharacterized. Gene Ontology annotation, biological process: transmembrane transport. Bases 1 to 1506 code for a protein of 501 amino acids. The record is from RefSeq and is a predicted model, not a curated record. The transcript has 4 exons. Gene Ontology annotation, molecular function: transmembrane transporter activity. Lineage: Eukaryota; Fungi; Ascomycota; Eurotiomycetes; Chaetothyriales; Herpotrichiellaceae.